This is a messenger RNA of Hipposideros armiger (great roundleaf bat), 2615 nucleotides long. Its product is annotated as zinc finger protein with KRAB and SCAN domains 7-like. Gene Ontology annotation, biological process: regulation of DNA-templated transcription. The transcript has 4 exons. The coding region runs from base 227 to 1834 and encodes 535 amino acids. NCBI's taxonomy places the organism in Eukaryota, Metazoa, Chordata, Mammalia, Chiroptera, Hipposideridae. The record is from RefSeq and is a predicted model, not a curated record.
GGAACCCGGGACAAGCCAAGACGUUGGCCCUCCAAGGUUCCUAGAGAGGCCGCCGAGGCCCCGGGAGGAAACGCGCGUGCGCAACCGGGUCGGGUGGAGAGACGGGCGCGAAGCGGACGGUGCAACUGGAGGUCUGACCGUCGGGGCCUCGGGAGUGGCUCAUGGUGCUUCCCGGGGGCCUGCCCUUCCCCAAGCGGGGCACUUAGGAGACCAAGUGGUGGCGCCUAUGCUUCGGAUGGUCCGGCCCCAGGGGUCUGCAGCAUUCGGGUUCCUGUCUGUGGACUAUCCUGAGAAGCAGUGGAAAGGUCCAGCGCGGAGUCAGAGAGGCCUGAACCGGAACAUCAUGCCGGAAACGUACCGCAGCUUUGCCUCGUUGGCAGGGGAGACUGGGAUGGAGAGUUCCGAGUUACCUCCAAAGCAGGAAAUUUCUAAAGGAUCAGAGCCAUCUUCUGAUGGGACAUCAGGAGGCCUCUAUGGGGUGGUUCCUGGGGGGCCAGAGGCUACCGAUGCCUGUGAAGAUGCUUUAGAGAAGCUAGAAGUACAACCCUCAGAUGAGGAAGGGAGCCAACUGGAAAGUGGUUUCUUGGAAAGAACAUGUGAGGAUAAAGACAAAUCCACCAAAGAUGGAUGUGAUGAAUACGAGGAACUUGGGGAACAUCCAGAUCUGUCCCCCAGUCCUGCAGAACGCCAAGGAGUUCUGAAGGCACAGAAAUUCUAUCAAUGUGAUGAAUGUGGCAAAGCCUUCAACUGGAGUUCGCACCUCAUUGGCCAUCAAAGAAUCCACACUGGAGAGAAACCCUAUGAGUGUAAUGAGUGUGGUAAGACCUUCAGACAGACCUCUCAGCUCAUAGUUCAUCUCAGAAUCCACACGGGGGAAAAGCCCUAUGAAUGCAGCAAGUGUGGGAAGACCUAUCGGCACAGCUCCCACCUCAUUCAACACCAGAGACUGCACAACGGGGAGAAACCAUAUAAAUGUAAUGAAUGUGGAAAAGCUUUCACUGAGAGUUCCAAACUCAUUGAUCACCAGAGGACCCAUACUGGGGAGAAACCUUAUGAAUGCAAUGAGUGUGGGGCAGCCUUCACUCGGAAUAAAAAUCUUGUCCGACAUCAGGUACUUCACAGUGGUAAGAAACCCUACAAGUGUAGUGAGUGUGGGAAAGCUUUCUGUUCUAAUAGAAAUCUUAUUGACCACCAGAGAAUCCAUACUGGGGAGAAGCCUUAUGAGUGUAUUGACUGUGGCAAGGCCUUCAGUCGGAAUAAAAGUCUUAUUCGACAUCAGCGCCUUCACAGUGGGGAAAAACCUUACAAAUGUCAGGAGUGUGGGAAAGCCUUUAGUCAGAACUCUCAGCUUGCUGACCAUGAGCGAAUUCAUACUGGAGAAAAACCUUUUGAAUGUAGUGAGUGUGGUAAGGCAUUCAGCCUGAGUAAAUGUCUCAUUCGACAUCAGAGACUUCACACAGGUGAAAAGCCCUAUAAAUGUAAUGAGUGUGGAAAAUCCUUCAAUCAAAACUCAUACCUCAUUAUACACCAGAGAAUUCACACUGGUGAGAAACCUUAUGAAUGUAAUAAGUGUGGGAAGGUCUUCAGUCAUAAUUCUAGUCUUAUGGUGCAUCAGAGAACCCAUACUGGGGAGAAACCCUAUAAAUGUAAUGAUUGUGGGAAAGCCUUUAGUGACAGCUCACAGCUUACUGUGCACCAGAGAGUCCACACUGGUGAGAAACCCUAUGAAUGUACUGAGUGUGGGAAAGCCUUCAGUCAGCGUUCCACUUUUAAUCACCACCAGCGAACUCACACUGGAGAGAAGCACUCAGGACUGGCUCAGUCAGUUUCGUAAGGCAUAAGUUCCCAAGACAUAGAGCAAGGAACUGUGAAUUAAGCUUUCUUUAUAAGAAAUAUGCUCAACCUGUUCUCUUGAAACCAGUAAUCAAAGUGGGCCAUCCCCUAAAUGUUGUCUGCUGGGUUAUGGAGGUGGGAGAGGGAGUAAAUAACAGUACAGCCUUUCCCACUAUUGGGGAAGUAAGGACUGCACCUUUCAUGUACUUGUAAGGUUUCUUUUUUUCUUUAUUUCUCUCUUUUUUUCCUGUUUAAAAAUCUAUCUCAUUUCUUAGUUAUGCAUCACAUAAUCAGAGUGUGUGCUUCUCAAGGAUAGAGAUUAUUUAUUUUUCUAUUCCACCUCCUUAUCACCAAUUUCAUAAAGUUAUUCUCCAAGACUGAUUCAUUUUCUUUCUCUUUGCCGUGGCCCUCUUAAAACUUCUCCUCUAAUGUGGACCCUCGUUAUUUGUGUUCCUUACCUAGAAAACCUUUUCUUCCUGUUUGCUAAUCUCUGUCCCUCAGAACCUUUUAAGAUCCAGCUCAUUUAUGAAAGACUGUUUUUGCAAUGCUUCUUUGUUCUUUCUAAACUUCUGUUGAUUUGACCUCAAAUUUUGAAUGAGCCUGUGCUACAAUUUGCAGUUAUUAAAUUGCCUUGUUACUUGUGUCAACUUAAUGCAUAUGUGUAUACAUUCAUACCAACUUAAUGUAGGCUCUUUGAAGUUGGGUAUGGUAUGUGUUUCAUUUAACAGAUAGAUAAUAAUUUGCUUAUACUAGUUGUUAAAUAAAUAAUUUUUAAAAACUCA